AUGAAAAGCGAUUCCACGUUCGCAGAAUUAGUUGCUAUCAUGGCGCGUCUGCGCGGUGCCGACGGCUGCCCCUGGGACCGCCAGCAGACGCAUGCCACGCUCAAGCCCUACCUGUUGGAGGAGACGUACGAGGCCCUCGAAGCCAUUGACGCGGAAGACGACGCCGAGCUAUGCAAGGAGUUGGGCGAUGUGUUGCUGCAAGUGGUGUUCCACGCCCAGAUCGCGGCCGAGGAGGGCCGCUUCGACAUCGAGGCGGUCGGCCAAGCCAUCGUCGAUAAGCUGAUUCGCCGCCAUCCCCAUGUUUUUGACGAUGCGCGUGCGGACGGAGCCGACGAGGUCUUGCGCCGCUGGGAGCAGAUCAAAAAGCAGGAGCGCCAGGAGCAAGGGGAAGCCGCGCCCUCGUCGUUGGAGGGCAUUCCCAAGCAUCUCCCUGCCCUAAUGCGCGCCCAUCAGAUCCAAGCGCGAGUCGCACGGCAGGGAUUUGAUUGGGACGGCAUUGAUGGCGCACUCGACAAGAUCGAAGAGGAAUUCGCCGAAGUGCGCAAAGCUUGGGAGACGGGUGGGGCCGCGGCGGUCGAGGAGGAGUUUGGCGACCUGCUCUUCUCGUUGGUCAACGCCAGCCGCUUCCUCAACGUAGAGCCCGAACAGGCACUCAGGCGUGCCGUUGCCAAGUUCGAGCGCCGCUUCCGCGCCCUAGAGGAAGCCGUGCAUGCGCGGAGCGAGGAAGUAUCCGCGCUCUCACUGGCAGCCCUAGACGAGAUCUGGGACGAGGUGAAAGCACGCGAAAAGGCCGAAGAAUAA
Molecule: messenger RNA, 801 nt
Organism: Geodia barretti
Lineage: Eukaryota; Metazoa; Porifera; Demospongiae; Tetractinellida; Geodiidae
Source: the annotation of a GenBank genome assembly